This is a messenger RNA of Penaeus monodon (black tiger shrimp), 1022 nucleotides long. Its product is annotated as cysteine and histidine-rich protein 1 homolog. The record is from RefSeq and is a predicted model, not a curated record. Gene Ontology annotation, cellular component: nucleus. The transcript is spliced from 6 exons. NCBI's taxonomy places the organism in Eukaryota, Metazoa, Arthropoda, Malacostraca, Decapoda, Penaeidae.
CGAGACACGCCUUUGCCAGAACAGCUGAUCAGAGCAAAACAAACCUCCACCGAAGGAGACCAUCAGCUGAAAGCAGGAUAAAAGAAGGAGAAAAAAAGAGAUAUAGACAAAAGAGAGAGAGAGAGAAGAAGAUAUAAAUAGUUCCGUUUAAAUAAGCGCAUUGGGGAUAAGAGUAACUUCGAGGAGACGAUAAUAAGAGAGCGUCGACGAGUGGAGUCUCUGGAACGUCUACUGCAGGAGGAACCACCAUGACUGAGCCAGCACCUACGUCCUCUGCCUCGCCUUCCGUGGCUGAGAAGAGGUGCGAGGACACGGUGGAGGAGGAGGAAAUUGCCAUAAAGAAAAGGAGACUCGAGUCCUGCGACAGAGAUGACCCCGAGAAUAAAUUAGAAGCGCGUCUGGGAGGCAUUUUGUGUUGCGCUGUGUGCUUGGACCUCCCUCGAUCGGCCGUCUACCAGUGUUCAAAUGGACAUCUCAUGUGUGCGGGAUGCUUCACCCAUCUCCUUGCUGAUGCCCGUAUUCGGGAUGAGACAGCCACUUGCCCCAAUUGUCGAGUGGAAAUAUCACGAUCGCUCGCCACCAGGAAUUUGGCGGUAGAAAAGGCCGUGUCAGAGCUACCUGCAGAAUGUCAGUUUUGCAGUCAGAAGUACCCUCGCAACUCUCUGGACCGCCACGAGAUGGAACUGUGCGAAGAAAGACCCGUUCACUGCCGAUACAAUGUGUUGGGCUGUGGAUGGAGGGGACCCCAUCAUGAUGUCAGCAGUCAUGAGCAGCAGUGUCAGCACCGCAAGUUAUUUUCUUUAUAGGUGUUUUCACAUCUCCAGAAGCAAGCAGAAACUGCCGAGGAGGAUUCAAAGACUUUCAAUCAGAUCAUGUCUGUCCUCUCCUUUGAAAAGAUUACUUUCAAUGACCUGCAGCUGAAACCCUACCGCACCGACGAGUUCAUCCACAAGCUGUUCUAUGAAACGAGCCGAUUCUCUGCUUUGGGCUACCACAUGGGUGGAUCAAGCCAGACUCUAUGA